CAUGUUUGGUUGGUCCAACUACGUCUCUCUCUCUCUCUCUCUCUCUCUCUCUCUCCCCUUUGAAUUUUAAUAUUUUUACAUAUAUACUCUUCCAUAUUCCAACAUUCACCUCUCUGCUCACCUUUUCUUAAUUCAAUUCAUUCUUUAAUUCAUUUUCUCAUUCACCUCUUUAACCAAUAAACUCCUCAAUUCAUUCAUACAUCAACAAAAACAUGUUAUAGCAAUAACCAUGUCAGCACCAGAAGCUAUGCAGUUCAUACUCUUCGUAAUAUUAAUCACAGGAAAACAUGCAGUUGGAGAAUCACUGGAUUCCGACAAGCAAGUACUCCUGAAUCUCCAAAUGUUUUUGUUACAAAAAAACAGAAUCAAUCAAGGAAGCUACAACAAAUGGGACCCACAAGACCCAUCACCGUGCAGUUGGCCGGGAAUUACUUGCUCCGGCGACCGGGUCACCGGAAUCAACCUUCCCGACAACGACAUCGCCGGAAAUUUGUUCAGCAACUUCUCCGGCUUGUCAGAGCUUACACACCUUGACUUGUCGAAAAACACGAUAGAUGGCGCGAUACCGGCUGAUUUGGGCAGGUGUAGGAGCCUCAAAGUGUUGAACCUGUCACAUAAUAUUAUGGGUGGUGAGCUCAACUUCACCGGACUUAGUAGUUUGGAGGUUGUUGACUUGUCGGUCAACCGAAUAUCUGGCGAUAUCCGGAUGAGCUUCCCGGUGAUGUGUAGAAACUUGGUGGUGGCUAAUUUAUCAUCUAAUAACUUCACUGGAGAGAUUUCAGGGUCAAUGGAUGAAUGCUCUAAGCUGGAGUAUGUCGAUUUGAGCUCGAAUUCGUUGACCGGAAACUUAUCUUUCGGGUUCGAUAGGUUUAAGGAGUUUUCGGUUUCUGAAAACCGGUUAUCCGGUGCUCUUUCCGGGUCUAAUUUUGUGGGAAGUUGCAGUUUGGAGGUGCUUGACUUGUCCGGAAAUCAACUCACCGGACAAAUCCCGCCGGAGAUGUCAAAUUGUAAAAAUUUGACCAGUUUGGACCUCUCCGGGAACAAGUUUUCCGGCAAUAUUCCGGCGGAAAUCGGGUUGAUCACGAAACUGACGCAACUUUUGUUAGGUAACAAUUCGCUUUCGAGGGAGAUCCCAGAGGCUCUACUCGGGUUGAUGAACCUGAACUACUUGGACCUUAGCCGGAAUAACUUCACCGGAGAUGUACAAGCCAUUUUCGGGCGGUUUACGCAGCUGAAAUAUCUUCUCCUGCACGCGAAUGGAUACUCCGGCGGGUUAAACUCGUCGGGGAUACUCAAGCUGCAGAACAUUUCGCGGUUAGACCUCAGUUUCAACCACUUUUCGGGUCCAUUACUGCCGGAAAUAUCUCAGAUGACAGGUUUACGAUACUUAUUUCUGGCCGGAAACCGGUUCUCCGGGAGGAUACCUUCUGAGUUUGGUAAUUUGCAAGGACUUCAAGCUCUGGAUCUUUCCAUAAACGAGUUAAACGGGUCGAUCCCAUCAAGUUUCGGACGGUUAACCUCUCUACUAUGGUUAAUGCUUGCCAACAACUCGUUAACGGGCCAGAUACCGCCGGAAUUAGGGAACUGUAGCAGCUUAUUGUGGCUAAAUCUUGCAAACAAUCAACUUUCGGGCCCGAUUUCACCCGAAUUGGCUAAUAUAGGGAGAAACCCGACACCGACAUUUUUGUUAAACCGGAGAAUUAACCCGGUUGCGGGUUCAGGAGAGUGUUCAGCAAUGAAAAGAUGGAUCCCUGCAGAUUAUCCACCUUUCAGUUUUGUAUACACUCUUCUGAACAGAAAAAAGUGCAGAAGUUUAUGGGAUAUGAUACUUAAAGGGGAUGGAAUCUUCCAAGUUUGUCUACCAGGUUCGAGUAUUCGAACCCGUCAGAUAUCGGGGUAUAUCCAGCUCAGUGGGAACCGGUUAUCGGGCCUUGUACCCCCAGAAAUCGCGAAAAUGGUUAAUUUCAGUAUGCUGCAUUUGGGGUAUAAUGAGUUUUCAGGGACAGUUCCGGCUGAGAUCGCGCAAAUGCCUCUCGCGGUCUUGAAUCUUACUAGUAACAAGUUCACGGGGCGAAUACCAACGCAGAUCGGUUAUCUCAAGUGUUUGAGUAAUCUUGAUCUGUCAUACAACAAUUUCUCAGGUACGUUCCCGACCAGUUUGAACAAUCUGACUGAAUUAAGCAAGUUUAACGUCUCCUACAAUCCGUACAUCUCCGGUAUGAUUCCAUCGACCGGACAGCUGGCUACGUUCGAGAAAACGUCAUUCCUCGGAGACCCGUUGUUGAGUCUGCCUCCAUUUAUAGCUAACUCAACAAACAACUCGUCAACAAACGCAGGUAACAGAUCAAACCCGAGAAAAUGGAAUUCGGUUUUGUUGUUCAUGUUUCUACUGUUGGCUUUCACCGUGUGCGGUGUCAUGACGAUCCUAGUCUGCCUUGUGUUAAAAAGCCCGGUUGACAAACCCGGAUAUCUAUACCCCGAUUUAAAGCCUCCCAGAAACGAAUUUAUGUCGAAUUCCAGUGGCUCAUCACCGUGGUUGUCGGACACGGUUAAGGUCAUCCGUUUAGACAAAACCGCGUUCACUCACGCGGAUGUGUUAAAAGCGACGGGUAACUUUGCGAAUGACAGAAUAAUCGGGAGGGGCGGGUUUGGAACCGUUUAUAGAGGUUUGUUACCUGAUGGAAGAGACGUAGCAAUAAAGAAGAAAUUGAGAGAGGGUACUGAAGGGGAGCGCGAGUUCCGGGCUGAAAUGGAGGUGCUUACGCGAAACGGGCUGGGCUGGCCCCACCCGAAUUUGGUGACACUUUACGGGUGGUGUUUAUACGGGUCAGAAAAACUGUUGGUUUAUGAGUACAUGGAUGGUGGUAAUUUGGAAGAUAUAAUUCUAGACAAAACCGGGUUCAAAUGGAAACGACGUAUAAACGUUGCCAUCGAUGUGGCACACGCUUUGGUGUUCUUACACCACGAGUGUUAUCCGUCCAUUGUUCACAGAGAUGUAAAAGCCAGCAAUGUGUUGUUGGACAAACACGGGCGGGCUAAGGUUACCGACUUUGGGCUAGCUCGGGUUAUGGAUGUCGGUGAUAGCCACGUCAGCACAAUGGUGGCGGGAACUAUUGGAUACGUGGCACCUGAAUACGGGCAAACAUGGCAAGCCACUACAAAAGGCGAUGUGUAUAGUUACGGAGUGUUAAUAAUGGAGUUAGCGACAGGCAGAAGAGCGGUCGAUGGAGGAGACGAGUGUCUAGUUGAAUGGGCUAGACGGGUAAUGGGAGAUGGGCACCGUAGAAUGAUCCCAGUGUCGGGCCUUGCUGAUGGGGCGGUGGAAAUGUGCGAAUUACUUCGAGUUGGAAUAAGGUGUACCGCGGAGUCGCCACAGUUGAGGCCGAACAUGAAAGAGGUGUUAGAUAUGUUGGUCCGCAUUUUGACCAACCGUACAGAUUUUUGCUAUGCUUCUUUGUUACCAUCUUCAUAAUCAUAAUUAAUGUAAAUCUACAUUUCUGAUUCUUUAGAUAUAUACAUUUUACUAUUUUAGGUUACAUAGUUGCAUACAUAUUACUUUGGUUCACAAAGAAUGUAUUGAUUUAUGUCUGUAAUGAGGCUCUUCUAACAUGUUAUAAUUGUUUCU
Helianthus annuus (common sunflower) is the source of this 3625-nucleotide messenger RNA. RefSeq names its product probable LRR receptor-like serine/threonine-protein kinase At1g74360. The transcript is spliced from 2 exons. Gene Ontology annotation, cellular component: plasma membrane. The coding region runs from base 230 to 3472 and encodes 1080 amino acids. Gene Ontology annotation, biological process: protein phosphorylation; hormone-mediated signaling pathway. The record is from RefSeq and is a predicted model, not a curated record. Gene Ontology annotation, molecular function: protein kinase activity; ATP binding; protein binding. Lineage: Eukaryota; Viridiplantae; Streptophyta; Magnoliopsida; Asterales; Asteraceae.